Messenger RNA from Cynoglossus semilaevis (tongue sole), 4247 nucleotides. Its product is annotated as ankyrin repeat and fibronectin type-III domain-containing protein 1. Gene Ontology annotation, molecular function: protein binding. Lineage: Eukaryota; Metazoa; Chordata; Actinopteri; Pleuronectiformes; Cynoglossidae. The transcript has 19 exons. The coding region runs from base 315 to 3536 and encodes 1073 amino acids. The record is from RefSeq and is a predicted model, not a curated record. Gene Ontology annotation, cellular component: spindle. Gene Ontology annotation, biological process: establishment of mitotic spindle orientation; regulation of establishment of bipolar cell polarity.
CUGCGUUCAGGUGCUUUGAGCCUCAGAGGUGGAAGGACAAUGGAUUACAGCAGAAAAACAAACAAUUAUUUAUGACAGAAAAACCUGUGGAAGUUUCUAUGAAGCUUCCAAAAGAGGACUGACCAAAGUGAAGCAGAAAGUGUUCACUUCUAUCUUUCAGUUUUUCCCAAUACUUCCUCUUGCCUUAGACCCUGUCUGCGUCCUUUAAUUUCUCCACCUAUAAAUGAUCAAACCUGAAACCCCUCUCCUCUGUCUUUUAGCCACUGCCUUUUCCCUCCUGUGCUGUACUUUCCUCCUCUCUCCUCUCCUCUGUCAUGUCUGUAUCCAUGAAGAACACGCCACAGCGCCGCCGCUCUCUCGGUCCAGUCUCACCCAAGCGCAUCUACAGAAACCUCUCCAUCAAACUGAGGGGGGGAGAGCCCUGCGUUUCCGAGGACGCGGACACACCCAGGCACCUCACCAAGAUUGCAGAUGCCUACAAGACCCUGUGGGAAGCGGUGGAAAAUGAGGACACGUUGGCCGUACAAAGCCUGCUGUCCAGAGACCACACCGUCUGUGCUGGUGGAGGCGGAGGAGUAGGAAGCAUGUGGGAGAGAGGAGAGAAGAAGGAAAAGAACUGGGAGAGAGACAGGGAGAAGGGAGUAAACAGGGUGAGUGAUCAGGGCCUGGUGCCACUGGAUGUAGCGGCUCUUACCCACAACUCCCCCCUCCUGCACGUGUUGACAAAGGCAGGAGCCAGGCACAACCCUGUUUUGUGCCGACCGUCUGAAUGGUCUCUCAAGCUGGAUGCUCUGGUGGCACUGGCAAGCAAACGGCUGAAAGGGAUUGAAGAAAAGAAGGAGUUGGUGAAGAAAACAGGGGCCGGGCCUCAGGUGCAGUCUGACAUCCAGAGACACCUUCGCCUGUGGAGCCUCAGGCUGCAGCUGUACUGCCGCAUGAGGGAGAAUUUCCUGAACACAGAACUCCCUGGUCCUCCCAGCCACGUGUCUGUCGUGGUGACCAGUGCGUCCUCUCUGUUUGUGACAAUCAAAGAGCCAGAGGGGGGGACCACGGGGCUAAUCACCCGCUACAGAGUGGAGUGGAGCUCCUCAUCCAGCUUCAAACGUGUCGUCGGAUCGGCACAAGUUACCGAAACCAAGAAUCCCUCCUACAGUAUCAAGGGACUCGUAGCGGGAGUGCAUUACUUUGUGAGAGUGAGUGCCUACAAUGUGAAAGGAUGGGGCCCGCCUCAGUGCUCUACCCCAGUCAGUGCUGCCCCCUCCAGUUGGAGGGAGUGCAGUGGUGUGAAGUCGCAGUUCAGAAACCACCAGGGUCUGGUGAGGAAGCUGCUGGAAGACGCCCGGGAGUCGCACUACAGAGGAUACUCUAUAGAGAGCCUGAAGCCCCAAAGUCCCAGCAAGCGCCUCUCUGUGUCUCGCGGCAUCAAACAACUGUUCCAGUCGGCCACCAAGUUUGUUCGCCUCCUACAGAGGGGCGUGUACCUGGCAACAGUAUUCUACCACAAGGAAAACAUUCUGGUGACAGCUGAAGACCAAAUCCCCCUAGUGGAGAUUCAGUGCUGUUCCACCUCCAUCAUCCAUGACUUCCUCUGGUUUGCUAAGCUGUCGUACGCUUGGCAACAAGUGCGCUGGCUGCAGCAGGCCCUGUUCUCUGCACACUCAUCUUCCUCUUCCCUCCUUCAGAACCGGCACAACAUCCUGCGAGCGGUUUUCCUGCUGCAGAGUUCCCUGGGAACCGUGGACCUGGGCCAGGUGUACUACGAACCUCUGAAAGACCGGCAGGGAAACGUGCUCCUGGUGACAUUAAAGGAGUUUCCAAAUCCUCACAGUCUUCCUGACCCUCCGCUCCACUGGAUGCCCCUGGCUCGCCUGGAGAAGAACCGUAACAGAACGCCUCUGCUCCCCGAGCCCACGGCCAUGGACAUGCUGUUUGAUCAGCUCAAGGACAAGCUGUACUUCCACAGGCACAGCAUCCAGUGGGCACAGCCAGGCCUGUAUGUGGGGAUCCUGAAACUGUGUAGUUCGUUGGAACAGAUCCGGGUCCUGGUGCCGCAGAAGUUGCCUAAUCUGCUUUGCCACACGCGGGUUCGACACAACGCCCAUGUGUCCAGGGAGGAGUGGGCGUGGCUUCAGAGUCAUGUUUACACCACAGUCACAGACAGUGUUCCCAACCUGUUGAGCGGAGACGACGACAGUCUGAUGGAGAACAGCGGGCUGGUGGAGUUUGUCACCUCCCUGAGAGUCGCAAUCACACACAUGCUGACGAAGCUCAACAUCCCCCUCUACAGGGCCUACCAGUAUGGUGUCUACACCCGCGAGCUGCUGCAGUUUGGAGAAAACGUAUCAAUGAUUCUGCUGCUGCCCCCUAGUGAGGACUUCAGCUCCAGUUACUGGCCCCUGGUGGGAACAAAGGAGGCAGGAUUCACUAUGCCCCUGCAGAUUUUUGAGUUAGUUCACUUCUGGAGGUACGAGCGGGACUUUCUCUCUGAGUAUUGCCAGGCCUGGGUGAGGCUGGAGCUGGACACUCAUCUGGCCCAGCAGGCUCUGCGGGAGGCGCUCGACACCAAGGAGGUGCAGGAGGCCAGGGAGCGGCUGAACAAGAUCACAGAGCUCGCUCACCGUUUGGACGUGGUGUGGCGGGACGCCCGCUGGAUCAUGGACUGUCUCCAGUGUGUUCGGUCCAAACAGUGGGUGGGGGCGGUGCCUCUGGGUCUGGUGAUGGGAGGAGAUCCACCACCACAUCCCGAAGGAGAGGAAGACGAGGACAGGUUGGCCAACAAACUGUCGUGGCCCAGUGUGACACAUCCACGGAAAGUCAUCACAGAGAGUUUUGUCAGCUCCACUCCAACAAACGUGGUCACAGCGGAGGUCUCCACCCCGGCCGGCGUCACGGCAGCUCAAGAUGACGCGCUGGCCCUGAUGGAAGGCGUUGCGAAGGGAGGGUACCCCGUGGACAUCACUGCCCAGUCCACUAUGGACCUGACGAGCAUCGGUUCUUCGGAAAUGGGAUGCGCCUGCGCCCUAAUUGAAUCUGGGCUGGAGCCCGCGGCCGUGGCCCAGCUGCAGGAGGCUGGCUUCAAUGUUUUUGUCACACAGGAGUCUCUCAGCAGCGAUCAGGACUUUUCUCCCUGCAUCACGGAGGUAAUCAAACCCAUGGAGAUGGCAGAGUUGGUGGACAUCCUGCCUACACUGAGCCUCUUUGAGGAGGAGACCCCUAGUGGUCAGCCUACAUCAAUCGUGAUGAACGUGCUGGAGAGCUUCGGACUGGGGAUUGAUGAAAACAAUACCUUGAUCGACUUGGCUUCUUCCACCUUGAUCACGGGGGCCGGGUGUAUCCCCCAUCCUAACCUGCAGAGCAGCAGCAGUGACGUGAGCUUAGAGCACAGUGAGGACACGACGUCGGCUUCUCACGACAUCACGAGCUCUGUCGGUGACGUGUCAUGGGACACGCACGAGCAGCAGACUGUCAGUGUUGGAGUGGGUUUUCUGCCGAGGAGCCGUGUGGAGUGGGACGGACCGUCCAACAGUUCAUCCUGAUGUUGAGAUGAACAUCAUCCCACUUUGAACUGAUUUUAAAAGGAUUUUAAUCGACACCCUCUUUGUUUCACCGGGGUCUGUUUUAAUCACGGACUUCAGGUUCCAGUGUUUUCUGAAAUAUUAGUCAUAAUUCUAAGUCUAAUUAUAAUAUUAAUGCGUCUUCCUAAAAAAGCUUUUUCUCUGUUUUUAUCAAGAAAAUAUUCACGCACAAAGUUCCUUAAAAAAACAUUUCAAUUUUCUCGAAGUUCACAGAAUUACCUCGAUAAUUUUAAUCAAAUAUUCUUCAGUAUCACUCAGACAAAAUCACUUUUUUAGAUUUUCUUUCUUCUAUGAAAUGACUGACUUCCUUUAUGGUUUUAAAGAAAAUAUUUGUCAGUUAAUAUUGGACAUAUUAUCGGUUCAUUCUGGAUUAUCUUAAAGUUAUUUUAGAUAAUGCACUUUCCUAGACCGGCAGUGAAUUUUUUAUGUUUUCUUUCAGCACAGCCUGUCGCGUCACUCACUUCAUCUGUAGCAUCAGGUCGUAUUCAGUUUACCAGAUAAUACAGUAGUCAAGAGUUUUAGUUUUUAUUCUCGUUAUAAACAGUUGGUCAUUUUCCAGGUACUCUGCUCGUGUUCCUAAAAAUGUACUUUCCAAAAAUACCUAACCUAUUUUCUUUGCCUGCAUUGAGCCACUGGUAGAAUAAACAUUUUUAUUUCUUGGUCUCACCCUAA